AUGGGAUUUUAUUUGGAGCAGGUGAAUAAAGUUAUGCAGAUGGUAACGACAGUUACUUAUAAAUUUAGUCAUGAUGGCAAACAGUUCGAAAAUAUUUCUCCAAGGAGAGGCUUGAGGCAAGGUGAUGCCAUAUCACCUUAUCUAUUUUUGAUAGUUGCAGAGGGUUUAUCAGCAUUGUUGAAACGACUGUCUAUUCAGAGUCGAAUUCAUGGUGUCAAAAUUUGCAAUAAAGCACCAUCUAUUUCACACCUAUUUUUUGCGGAUGAUGCUUUAUAUUUUUUUAAAGCAGCAAAGGAGGAGGCAGAAACUAUCAAGCUAUGUUUGGAGAUUUAUCAGGCGGCCUCUGGUCAACAGGUAAAUUUUCAAAAAUCUGAUAUUUUCUUCAGUCCUAAUACAAAUGAAAGUGUGAAAAAAGAAAUCGUAGAUAUCCUUCAUGUCAAGGAGGUGAAUGCUCCUGGAAAGUAUCUUGGAUUGCCGGCAGUAAUAGGAAGAAGCAAAAAAUCUGUCUUUGCUUAUAUUCAUGAUAGAGUAAUUGCAAAGAUAAACAAUUGGAAGUGUACUAGUCUUUCUCGAGUAGGGCGAGAAGUAUUGCUCAAAACAGUGGUUCAAUCAAUUCCAACUUAUGUGAUGAAUAUGUUCGUACUUCCCAGUAAUAUAUGUGAACCUGUUGAGCGAGCCAUGAAUGGAUUUUUGUGA
Molecule: messenger RNA, 696 nt
Organism: Solanum pennellii
Lineage: Eukaryota; Viridiplantae; Streptophyta; Magnoliopsida; Solanales; Solanaceae
Exons: 1
Coding region: 1-696 (231 amino acids)
Source: RefSeq, a predicted model, not a curated record